Molecule: messenger RNA, 910 nt
Organism: Anoplophora glabripennis (Asian longhorned beetle)
Lineage: Eukaryota; Metazoa; Arthropoda; Insecta; Coleoptera; Cerambycidae
Exons: 2
Coding region: 40-888 (282 amino acids)
Source: RefSeq, a predicted model, not a curated record
AGUGUAAAUGAGUUGCUGCAACAUUUUCUAAAUAGAGCUAUGACAAGUUCUAACGAUUCCGGCAUUCAAGAAUUAUUAGAUAAACUAGAAGAUGAUGAUUUAUUUGCUCUAGCUAAAACUGUUACACAAGGCCUUUUGAAGAUAUAUUCUAGAGAUGAUGCUUCAAAAGUCAUAUUAAAAUAUUCUCCAGAUGAAAUAAGCAUUUUAAGGAGAAAAGUAGUGACAAGAGAAAUACUGUUUUCAUAUCUCGAUGAAAAAAAUAUUCCAGUUAAACUUCCAACUACAAAAAAUGACCUUAUUGAUCAAAUAAUCAAGUUGUGGAAUAUUUAUGAUGAUAGCCAUAACCAAGCUGUUUCAAAUUUAGCCCCACAGCAGAUAAGCAACAAGGAAGUACAAGAAGUUAACAGUAUUAGUUUACUAGCAGAACAAUUUACCAAAUGGUUUUAUUCAUUAAUGAAUACAGAUGAAAUUAUAGGAUCCGAGCAUUUUUAUCAAGAUGCAAAAUUAACAAUAAACAUGUAUUCAGAUGAUGAUUGUGAUACUACGGUAAUUGAAAAUAAUCCCGAGGAAAUUGUACAAGCUCUGUUUCAAUUAAAAUCGCAGCACAAUUUAUUUUUUAAUCCAAAUGUAUCAACCGAGGGUAUCCAAGGACGGAUGGAUCCACACGGUUUAGUACUAGUUUUAGCUUGCGGAACUCUACACAUUCAAGAAGUAUGUGCGGGACUAUUUGAACAAGUUUUUGCCUUAGCUAGAGACCCAUUUUGUGACAACAAUUGGAAGAUAAAAAGUUCUGAAUUAAAUGUAAGGAGUAAAAGUGACGUUAUAGGCCCGCCUACGUUGAGUGACAGUGGACUAACUUCGAAUUUGUUAAUGUUGCCUUCAAGCUAAUAUACAUUUGGUUCAUACACUC